UCUUUUUCUAAUCUUGUUGAUAAUUGAAUCUCUUCUGUGUUGCUUGAAGGAAUUAUUUGAAACUUGUUGAUUGAAUGUGUUUUGAUGAAAUUAAACAAUCAACCACACUAAAUAUUCGAAUCUGUUGUGUGAGGUUGGAAAUAUUCUAGGAUUUUAGUUUAAGCCGGUUUGGGGAUUAGGGUUUAAAACCUUUGAAUUGGGCCUUUUUUAUGGAAUUGAGUUUGUUUUCAUGAAAUUAAACCCCAAAAUAUGUCGAGUGGAGAUCUUGGAUGUGGGAUGUUAUGUUUUUAUUCGAUAUUUUGAUUUUAAUUUAAAAAAUACACCAGCUAAAUAACUCAAUUAUCGUCAUUUUUUCAGGAACAUUACAUGCCUACAUUUGGCCUCCCGUUCUUCAUCGAUCCUGAAGACAAAAAAGAAGUUGCUAAUCCUGAAGUCGAGAGCGAUAGCUCAGAAGAAAUAGGUCUUUUUGGCUGCGGGACAAGUGAGGAAGACAGUGAUAUUGACUAUCCAAAAUAUACUUUGCGCGACAAGUUUGAUAUUCGUAAUAAUGGAGCUUUUGCUAGUGAUGUGAGUGAUAUGAGUGACUUUGAUGACUUCGAUUGCAUUGGGAAACAUUACAGCAAAGAAUUUGAUGAGAAUGGCAGAAAAUUCGGUCAUAACCUAGAAGUUGAUUAUAGAAGGCAUUAUGUGUGUUAGUGGGUUUUGAUAUCCGUGUUGCUUGACAUUUUGAAACAUUCUUUGCAAACUAACGUGGCAUUUAACAUGGGAC
Messenger RNA from Medicago truncatula (barrel medic), 769 nucleotides. RefSeq lists its product as uncharacterized. Lineage: Eukaryota; Viridiplantae; Streptophyta; Magnoliopsida; Fabales; Fabaceae. The transcript is spliced from 2 exons. The record is from RefSeq and is a predicted model, not a curated record. Bases 367 to 696 code for a protein of 109 amino acids.